This is a messenger RNA of Polypterus senegalus (gray bichir), 2450 nucleotides long. It is a transcript of the gene tmem178, whose product is annotated as transmembrane protein 178. The record is from RefSeq and is a predicted model, not a curated record. Lineage: Eukaryota; Metazoa; Chordata; Cladistia; Polypteriformes; Polypteridae. The transcript is spliced from 4 exons. The coding region runs from base 1049 to 1954 and encodes 301 amino acids. Gene Ontology annotation, biological process: negative regulation of osteoclast differentiation; regulation of cytosolic calcium ion concentration. Gene Ontology annotation, cellular component: endoplasmic reticulum membrane.
UGGCACCGUUCUAAGUAAAUUGUUGAGAUGAGUUUGCGGGUGAAAAUCUCAUGAGAUUGGCAGUUACAGAAAUACUCAAAGCAGCCUGCCUGACACCAAUUAACAUGUCUCGCUCCAAAUCACUGAGAUCAUAUUUGUUCUCCAUUCUUGUGUUUGAUGUGUACAUGAACUGAAGCUCCUGACCCGUAUCUGCAGGACUGUAGGCGUUGAGCUGCUGCCACAGGAUUGGCUGAUUAGAUAAUUGUAUGGCGAAGGAGGCGUUCCUAAUAACUGAAGGAGUGAGAGUAUAGAGAACAUAUACAUUAAUUGUGAGUUAACUAAAAUUAAAGUCUGGUUAUAUAUUUGGAUCCAACAUGAGAAAUCCUGUAAAAUUCACUUAUUUUGAUUCAUUUGGCAAAAAUAUUAGCCUGUGUUAGGCUGUCUAUUUGAGGAAGUGACAUAAGUAAACGAAGUGAGUGGAUUCGUGGAUUUGGUAAAUGGGUGGGUGUUAUCCUCCUUCUAAUUGGCUGCACUGGACGCGCUGACAUGUUUUUUUUUUUUUUGCCGUAGCCCACGUGUUUUUCGGUACAAACAGAUGGUCGGCGUUUUCGCGGGUCCAGUCCAGUAGAUGCCACGACCGAAGCGCAGUGACAAUUGGUAGGUCAGCACGGCGAUGCGAGACGGCACGGAGCUCCAUGCCAAGCCCACGGCAGGUCAUUGCUGCGUGAUUGAGCCCCGGUCCAGUCGCUGAAGUUUUUUUUUUUUUUGCUUGCACGGACAUUUCAUUUUCAAGGUUAUUUUAUUUUUUUGAGUUCUUUCCGUUAACUGGAAUCUGCCGUGUCUUCGUCUCCUGAAAACGGGGUCGCGCUUUAACAGACAGUAAACGAAAAUUUACCGUGGAAGAUCCCCGCAUGUGGAUCAGCGAAAAUAGACAAGCAGUUCUCAUGCAUCUCCUCCAGCCCAGUUCUCCCAGUCAGGCGCUCCUUCACCCCUCGGGGCUGUUGAACCGCAACCCAAAAAAGGACGCGAUGUGUUCACCUUGACCGAAGUCCGCGCGGAUGCCACAAACAUGGAGAAGCAGGCGCUCAUCACCGCCGUCAGUCUGUCCAUGAGUGUCUGCUCUCUGAUCCUGCUGGUGACUGCGAUUUUCACGGACCACUGGUACGAGACGGACACCAGGAAGCACAAGGAGCAGUGCGAGCUGCACGGCGCCGACUCGAACGAGCACAAGAGUCGUCUGAUGCCGGUGUAUCACCUGCCGCUCCGGGAGAGCGGGGACCCACCGCGCAGGCUCAGCCUGUUAAGCCCGAUCUCCGUCGGGAGCAGGGAGGACGACCUGCUGGACAACUGGAGAUCCAUUUUGGGAUUAGGAGUUUUGGAAUCCGAGUGCGGGCGUCCGCUGUUCUCGACCUACUCCGGACUGUGGAGAAAAUGCUACUACCUGGGCAUUGACCAGGACAUCGACAACCUCAUCUCCAAGGGUAUCGCCCAGAGGUGCACGUCGGUGAAGUACCACUUCUCACAGCCCCUACGACUGAGGAAUAUUCCAUUUAAUCUCACAAAAACGAUUCAGCAGGAUGAGUGGCAUCUUCUCCAUCUCCGCCGUAUAACUGCUGGAUUCCUGGGAAUGGCGGCAGCGGUCCUGGUGUGCGGCUGUAUCGUGGCAGCGGUGAGCUUCUUCUGGGAGGAGAGCCUCACUCAGCACGUAUCCGGCUUGCUUUUUCUCAUGGCAGGUAUUUUUUGCACCAUUUCCCUCUGCACCUACGCGGCGAGCAUCACGUAUAACCUGAACCGCAGUCCUCCCUUCAUCUAUGGUCUUCCGGGCGACGUGGAGCAUGGCUACAGCUGGUCCAUCUUCUGCGCCUGGUGCAGCCUGGGCCUCACCGUGACCUCUGGGUGUCUUUGUACCACGUAUCCCUUCAUCAGUCGGACCAAGAUCAUCUACGGGAAAACCACAAGAGACUCCUGCGUUUGAAACAAUCUGGCGAAGAACUUUUAACAAACGGGUUGUUGACAUGAACUCCAGAUUCUGCAGGGCAUCAGCUAUUUGGGUGAGUGACCAGCAGGUGGCACAAAGGGCAGCAGGACCAACACCUAAACUUUGGAAAAUUCUUGUCUGACGUAAGUCAGCUUUACGUUUUUUUGUUUAUGGAUUAUUAAGGAUGAAUUUCAACACCCAGGGAGCCCUUUAACUGCCUCAUUUUUGUGACGUCUUUGCUGUUCCAGUAAAAAUAAAAAAACACAAAACAAAAGCGAGACCUUCUGUGUUUGAAUUUUUACCGUUUCAUUUCGGCGUAUCGCACGAACGACUAACAGUGCCUUCAAACGAGGACCGUACCACGGAUUACAGAAGAGGACCCGUCUGAGACUUGCGGCCAGGACCGUCGUAUUGUGAGGCCUCCACAUCGCCAACAUGUCCCCCCGCUAGGUUCACUGUGGAAAGAUCAGAAGGCUACCAUUACCAACGUUGC